CCUGAUAGGUGAUUGUAGGAACGAAUCACCGGUCAAGCAAUACGUGUACAACGCCUGAAUAAGCUAGCGUCUAGACACUGCAAACCUUGAAACUUCAACAGCGUUUAGCAGACUGCACAGGCUUCCAAGUCUGCAGGUGCAGACUAUCGUCCGAUCCUAAACCGCUAUGAAAGCAGUAAAUCUGGUGCUGAUAGCAUGCUUAUUAACAUCGGCCUGUUUUGCGCUAUCCGUGCCAAUAGACAACGAAGAAAAGGAAUACCCUGUCUGCGACACACCCGUCUGCAUCCAACGAGCCAAGCUGAUCAACGAGUCGCUGAACACGUCAGUUGACCCAUGCGAAGAUUUUUACUCGUACGCCUGCGGUGGAUGGAUCAAAAAUCACCCGGUACCGAACGACAAGUCAACGAUGGACAGUUUCACUAUACUAAGUGAUGAACUGAGGGAUACUCUUCGAGACCUCUUAAACAACCUUACCCUCGUUGGCGAGAACCAAACUAUAAUAGACAAGGCAGCUCUUUUCUACAAUUCCUGUGUAGCUGUACCAGAUCUUGACGAUCAACGCGAUGUGAUGUUCGACAUAUUGAACGCUUCAGGACUUGGUGACUGGCCGAGAAUUGGGCAAGAGGCAAAUAUCAGCGAAGGGUCAAGUAAUAUCACGGACGUCAUCAUCAAGACUGGAAUGUCAUCCAUCCUUAGCUUUGGUGUUUCAAGAGAUAUCCGCGAGCUUAGCACUCACGUUAUUCAGCUUGACCAGAUAGGUUUCUCCUGGGUGGGAAGAAAACAGAUGAUCAAUCAAACUACUAAUUACAGCAGACCAAUGGUCGCUGCUUACAAGACUAUCAUUCAAGUAGCCAUGAAGUUCAUCAAGCCCAACCUUAGCGACGACAAUAUCACCGAGCUUUCCGAACGGCUUCUGGCUUUUGAAGGACAGCUAGCCAAUCUGACUGCACCUCCGGAAGAAAGGAGAGACAUCAAUAAACUUUAUCAUAGAACCACCAUGGAAGAACUGCAUAAUAAUUUUACUUACAUACCCAUACGCGUUUUGCUCAAGAAAGUCUUCAAUGAGGUAAACAUAACGCUAGCUGACAACGAGACUAUUGAACUCUAUGCACUGGAUUAUUAUACAAAAUUAAAUAACUUCCUGGAAUGUGCCGACCCGGACAUGUUGUACAACUAUGCUGGGCUGAAAGUUAUGCUCAGGUGGGCGGCCGCAGCGUCAGAAUCUUUUAGGAAUGCUACCUUCGAGCUAGUGAAAGUCCAGUCGGGAGUUAGCGUUCGAAAGCCAAGGUGGGAACUGUGCAUCGGUUCCGUGAAGGCUGCGAUGCCAGAGAUUAUCGGCAAGCUGUACGUGCAGCACAAGUUUAGCGAAGAAGCUAAGAGAGAGGUCGAAGACCUUGCCAAAAGGCUCAUGUCGGUGUUUAAUAAAACGCUGCAAACUAUUGAGUGGAUGGAUAAUACUACAAGAAACGCUGCAGAGGAAAAGCUCACAAAAAUGGGAGCGAAAAUUGGAUAUCCCGACUGGCUAAACAACAUGACGUAUCUUGAAGAACUUUACCGAUUUGUACCGCAACUGCCACUUAAUACUUCCUUUUUGGAAGCAGUGUACCUGGUAUCUGUGAACAGCGGGAAAGAUAGUUUGUUGAAGCUGCGAAUGCCAUACGACAAAGAUUCCGAGUGGAUUGUUGGUCCUGCAGUUGUGAACGCUUUCUACAGCCCAAGUUCCAACGAAAUGGUGUACCCUUCGGCAAUCCUUCAAGGCGUCUUUUAUGAACAUGGACUUCCACGUUCCCUUAACUUCGGAGCUAUCGGCAUGGUUGUUGGGCAUGAAAUGACGCACGGAUUCGACGAUACAGGAAGUCAAUUCGAUGCGGACGGCGCUUUGAAAGAGUGGUGGUCAAAUCGUACUAGCGCCGAGUUCAAGAGCAGAGCGAAAUGUUUCGAGUACCAGUACGGAAAUAUCACUGACAAAAAAGCAAACAUGACGCUCAAUGCCAAAAACACUUUGGGCGAGAACAUUGCCGACAACGGUGGCCUCCGUUUGGUAUUCGAGGCGUAUAAGAAGUUUCUGGAAGAGGAAUGUCAAAGCGACGGCACUCGUUUGAAAGGCCUGGAAGAGUUCUCAGGAAAGAAGUUGUUCUUCGUCGCAAACGCAAUGGCAUGGUGCAGCGUCAGCCGUCCAGAGUACCUCAAGUUGCUGAUUCAAUACGAUCCACACAGCCCGAGUCAAUACAGAGUCAACCUUCCGAUGUCGAAUAUGCCUGACUUCUCCGAAACUUUCGGCUGCCCAGCAAACUCGACAAUGAACCGGAAAGAAAGGUGCACUUUGUGGUGAGGCGAAAGGAAAAAAAAAAAAAAAAAAAGGGGGGGGGGGGGGGGCAGGCUGAACCGUGGAAGUCAAGGAACCUCUCACAGCUGGUAGCAGAAAUAAAG
Molecule: messenger RNA, 2430 nt
Organism: Dermacentor silvarum
Lineage: Eukaryota; Metazoa; Arthropoda; Arachnida; Ixodida; Ixodidae
Product: neprilysin-1-like
Exons: 21
Coding region: 167-2332 (721 amino acids)
Biological process (GO): protein processing
Cellular component (GO): plasma membrane
Molecular function (GO): metalloendopeptidase activity
Source: RefSeq, a predicted model, not a curated record